Molecule: messenger RNA, 1182 nt
Organism: Penicillium verhagenii
Lineage: Eukaryota; Fungi; Ascomycota; Eurotiomycetes; Eurotiales; Aspergillaceae
Exons: 1
Coding region: 1-1182 (393 amino acids)
Source: RefSeq, a predicted model, not a curated record
AUGUCUCUACUUCGGUUUGCCCUUGCUGGCCUCCUGCUCCAGCUCGGCCAUGCGGCUGCGGGCUCCGUGUCCAGCCCGAUCCCCAGCAGCCAAGCCUAUAAACACUCAGCAACCUGCCGUACUGUGCUCGGAACGAGUUCAGUUACUUCUGUGCCCACAACAACCCUUACUCGUCGCAUUCAUGACCCGACCCCUAUUGUGGUCUUCUCCACGGUUCAGGAUACCGUCACCGUUACUCCGUCAGAGUCGACCAUAACGGAGUCUCAUUAUGAGACCACUACAGUGACUUCUAUCGAGACCCCUGUCACCGAUACCUUCUCAACAACCUCUACUGAAUAUGAUACAAUGACUGCAACGACUGCUCGUGAAUCUAUUACUUUAACUAUAUUCUCCACCAUUUCGAUCACUAGUACUGCUACUGCGACAAUUGCUACCUCAUCAGGCUUUACUCCUGUUGCCGAUACACUCGCUACUCCCUCCACUUAUAAGCGAUCAUUGGUGUUGGAGAAUGACUGUUCUCCGUACAUUGAUGAUUUUGAGUAUCCACAGGAAGUGAUCUGCGAGGAGAAAGUUAUCCUUAAGACUACAACAACUUCGACAGUUACUACGGCCCCUGCUACCACCACGGCUGUUACACCUUCCACAACUGUAAUAGUGACCAACACCAUUACAUCCACCUCGGUGUUAGUGCUUGCCGAUAUAUCUACCACCCUGAGCUACAGCACCACCUCAACUAUUACUGUGACCACCUUGGCACCCGUUGUGACUGAUACUGUGACUGCUACCACUGUGGUUACUGCGGUCACCACCACUUCCCAGUAUGCGGCGUGUGCCACCAAUAACAUUGCCGGCUUCCCUCUUUCUUCAGAUUUCGGUAGCUUCGCCGGCCUGUAUAUCUAUGAUAUUAACUUUGCCAGUAUCAGUGGCUUCACUUUGAUCGUGGGCAACUCCGAUUCCGCUUAUGACUGCUGUGUAAGCUGUCAGGAAUACUCGAACUGCGCGAUGAGCUUCUACCAAGUGGUUUCUUCUACUGUGAAUUACUGCUAUUUGGCUCAAUCAACUGUCUGCUCGGCUACCUCUAACUAUGCCACCGCCUAUCUCUCCGAGACUGCUAAUACUUAUGAGAUCUCAAACGGAAACUGUGGUCAUUACAACGGAGUCCAGGCAGUAGAAAUUAAUUAA